Molecule: messenger RNA, 723 nt
Organism: Trichomonas vaginalis G3
Lineage: Eukaryota; Parabasalia; Trichomonadida; Trichomonadidae
Product: thiamine pyrophosphokinase family
Exons: 1
Coding region: 1-723 (240 amino acids)
Biological process (GO): thiamine diphosphate biosynthetic process; thiamine metabolic process
Molecular function (GO): thiamine diphosphokinase activity; thiamine binding; ATP binding
Source: RefSeq, a predicted model, not a curated record
AUGAUCGUUUCCAAUCCAUUGGAGCAAGGACUACCAUUUGCAGCCGUUGCUUUAAAUAACUCACUUCCGAAAUACUUUGAUAGCGUCUGGAAAAACGCGAAUAUACGUGUUUGCGUUGAUGGGGGCAGUAAUAGAGUUUUAGAUUAUUUUGUUGGCAAAAAAGAAAAGAAAUUCCUUUCUCCAGAUGUAAUUGUUGGUGAUUUACAAUCAAUUAGACCAGAGGUACAGCAUGAAUUUGAAUCAACAGGAAGCCAAAUUGUAAAGAUUAAUAAUUCACAGGUUACGGAUGCAGAAAAAGCAAUUAAUCUUCUUUCAGACAUGAAAUACAAGAAUACUAUAUUACUAUUGGGCGCUUUUGGCGGAAGAUUCGAUCAGACAGCUGCAAUGAUUCACGCAGCUCUAGCUAGACCAGACAUGAACAUUAUCUUAGCUGAUGAUAGUAACUUCUCACAUUGGGUAUUUCCAGGAAAGACAAAAAUACUUACACCCCAAAUCUGUACAACACAUGUUUGUGGUCUCAUUCCACUUCUGAAACCAGUAUGUCUUAAAACAGAAGGUUUCAGGUGGAAUCUUGACUGGGGAACACUCACAAUGGGCGAAUUCAUAUCUUCCAGCAAUGAAGUCGCCGCUCCAGAAGUUUCAAUUGAAACAAGAGAUCCAAUAUUUUGGACUAUUCAAGCUAAAAAGGUAGUUGAGAUCCAAAAGAGUAAGCAACAAAAAUAA